Molecule: messenger RNA, 5006 nt
Organism: Sorex fumeus (smoky shrew)
Lineage: Eukaryota; Metazoa; Chordata; Mammalia; Eulipotyphla; Soricidae
Gene: TMX4
Product: thioredoxin related transmembrane protein 4
Exons: 8
Coding region: 113-1138 (341 amino acids)
Source: RefSeq, a predicted model, not a curated record
CGACAGCCCGGGGAGCCGCAGCCUGCGUCCGGCCGGCCGCGAAGGCGUCGCGACGCCCGCGCUCUCCGGCCCCCGCACGGCCCCGCGAGGAAGCGUGGCCGCGCGCCCCAACAUGGCGGGCCAUCUGUUGACGGCGCUGCUGGUGGUCGCCUGGCUGUCCGCGCAGGGGGCGGCCGACUCCGAGCAGGCCGCGGGGCCCGUGGAGCGCAGCCUGGUGCAGCCCAUGACGGCCUCCAACUGGACCAUGGUGAUGGAGGGCGAGUGGAUGCUGAAAUUUUAUGCUCCUUGGUGUCCGUCCUGCCAACAGACUGAUUCAGAAUGGGAGACAUUUGCAAAGAAUGGUGAACAACUUCAGAUUAGUGUUGGGAAGGUAGAUGUCAUUCAAGAACCAGGUUUGAGUGGCCGCUUCUUUGUCACCACUCUCCCAGCAUUUUUUCAUGCAAAGGAUGGGAUAUUCCGCCGAUACCGUGGCCCAGGAAUCUUUGAAGAUCUGCAGAAUUAUAUCUUAGAGAAGAAAUGGCAAUCAGUUGAGCCUCUGACUGGAUGGAAAUCUCCAGCUUCCUUAACAAUGUCUGGCAUGGCUGGUCUUUUUAGCAUCUCUGGCCAAAUAUGGCAUCUUCACAACUAUUUCACUGUGAACCUGGGAAUUCCUGCUUGGUGUUCUUACGUCUUUUUCGUCUUAGCCACCUUGAUUUUCGGCCUUUUCAUGGGUCUGGUCUUGGUGGUAAUAUCAGAAUGUUUCUAUGUGCCGUUCCCUAGGCAUCUGUUUGAACGUGUUGAACAGAAUCGGGGGUCAGAGGAGGCUCAUAGAGCUGAACAGGAUGUAGAGGAGGAGAAAGAUGAUUCUAAUGAAGAUGAGAACAAGGACAGCCUUGUAGAUGAUGAAGAAGAGAAAGAAGACCUUGGAGAUGAGGAUGAAGCCGAGGAAGAAGAGGAAGAAGAUAACUCUAAUUCUUGUGUGGAUGAGGAAAAGGGUGACACUCAGGAUCAGGGGCCUUUGAGAGAGACCCAGGAAGAGGCAGACUCUGAUGGGACUGGAGACCUCCCUGAGCAGCCCCCUGCAGCUGCCUCAGAGGUGCCAGAAGAGAUGCUGAGGAAGCGCAAAAUUCCACAUGCUAGUAAGGGACCAUCAGUGUGAUGCAGUAUUCCCAAGGAAACAGACCAGAGGCAUACUUCGACUUCCCUCUGCUCUGCUAUUCAAACCAAAUCCUUUUCCUGAAUGAGCAAGCUUCUCUUCAAAAAAGAUCUCUACUCAUGUGAUCUCGUGGCAUUAAGCUUCAUAAACAUUAUGAGAAUGUUAUGGGCAGGACAAUCAGGAUAUAGACAAACAUGGUGUUAGCUUCCUUUGGGGGGACUUCGGUGGGGCACAAGCUCUUUUCAUUGGGACUAUAGCAUCUUUGACAGAGGAUUUAAACCCCCUCAUUAGCACAAUCCGAGGCAAGACUCAGGUCCUCUGCGACAAAAAUAAAUGUCCCAAGCAUCCUCAAAGUGCAGCAGAGGUCUUGCUUCUCUUCUUAGGUUGAGUAUUAAUUUUUGUCAGACUCUUAGAAACAUCAGUAUAGUACAUGGCACACAAUUUUAGAAAUAUAAAUUGAGAAGGCCCGACAGGGUAUUGUAGCUUAGAGAUCAUCACAGUGUUCUAAAUGUCCUUGUUAAAUUUUAUUUCUUGAAGUUUUCCAGCUUCCCACUGUGGGCCUACUGGCUUCCCACACUUUUCACCAGACUUCCUUCGUAAGAGAAAGCCAACAAAAGACAGCAGCCAACUUGCCGUCAGUUGCCUUUAUUCCAGCUUAAGACUUGAGACAAUCAGGAACCACAGUUCAUGAAGCCAUGACUGCCAGGCAUCUUGAAUGAAAUGUUGUAAUCUUUGGAGAUUCAAAAGGAAGUAGAGGUUUUACAGGAUUUUUUUUUUUUUUGCCACAAUGUAGUAGAUUUUUUUCCCCAGAGUUCACUUAACAGUAUUCUUUUUGAAGCACAAAGUCUUUCCUGGUAUAAGGGAGUCUUGUGAAGAAACCUUAAAUGCUGUGUUGUUUGAUUUUCAUCUCAAGGGGUUCUCUGGCUCUUGAGCCACUCUAAUAAUAACUGAAAAAUAUCAUUUCUGGUUUUCUUUCUGUGAUGUGCUUUUGGUGAAAGAAUUAAUGAAAGUGAGUAUCUGGAAAUGAAAGAUUUUGUUUCAUUUCCUUCUUUCUUAAUCUCAUAUAGAAUUGUAUCCCUGUAAAUCUCUCAAUACUCAAUCUACCCUAAGUACCCAGGGGGCCCAGUUUCUUUUUGAAAAAUCCAUACAUCUACUGCUUACCUGAUUUAUGUCCUAGAAUAAAUGCAUAGAAUUAGAUUUCAAGUUUAUGAAAGAUGACUAGAGUUGAUCCUGUUCCCCUUGAGUCCAGACAGAAUAAUAAGUAGAACAGGUUUAUGAAAUUCAAAAAGUUUCUGUCAUCUUUAAAAAGAAAUAUGCAGCAUUCUUCUUCCUGACUGUUUAGAUAACCCUUUCCUGUGUUAACUUACUCUGAAGGCAGGCUCACAUACGAUGAGGUUCUGAAACUUUCUCUACAUUAGUUUAGUUGAAUAAACUCAUAGCAAGCCUCACACAAAGAGUUUUUAUUCUGGCAAAAUUUAGAUUUUAGAGAAAUGAACAACUGAGAGACUUUGGUCUUCACCUGCCCCUCCCACCAUGCAGGUCUCUGCCGCAUCCUCACCCGAAGUGCCGCAGUUUUGAUAGUUCUGCCUCCCAGAGAGCAGGAACUGGUUCAGAUUUGAGCUGGACCUGCCUCCUGUCACUGUGUAGCUUCCUCUUAGAAGCAGCCAAAACAAAGCUUUCAGAAUGAUGAAGUUCCCAUUCAGAGAUAUGGAAGGAGUUCAGAUAGACCUCUUGCCACACGAAAAUUGUGUGUGCUCACCAGUCAACUUGCGUGUGCGCCUGUGCACAUGCCAACUGGAUUACUGAAAACCAGAAGAGUGAGAAGGGAAAAAAAAAAGCUAUUUUAGCUUUUUAAAAAUGUAAGGCUAAUUUCCAAAUGUACCCCAGAUAGCACCUAAUUAAAAAGAAAAAGGUCUUUUCUUUCUCAUUAAAAAUAAUUUGAGGGAGGGGAGAGAAACCUGUUAGGAGGGUCUGUUAAAAUUUUUAAUUUUGAGACUGUAGGAACCAUUUUUCAUUUUUAAAAAAGUAGAAGUUUUAUUGAUAGUCUGAUAAGUACCUAAUUUUAUUUCUUUCCACUUAAGGUCAUUAAGUUUAUUUUCAAAUGUAAAAUAAAACUAAAGGGGAAUUGUUAGCCAAAAAUAAUUUAAAAUUAGACUGAACAUUUGAAGGGAUUUUUUAUAAAUUUUUUUCUGUAACUAAUGUUUUUAGACCAGAAUUCAACUCAAUGACAACUGGAUUUUAAAAUUAAAUAAUAAUUGGACAUCCCUGUGUUGUAAUUUCAGUUAUUUUUUUCCCUUAUAGUGUUUAUGUUAAAUCCUAAUUUGAAUAAUUAAAUAUAUAAAUCUGCAUUUUAUAAUAGGGGUACCAUACUUCAUAUAUUAGUAAUAGGAGUAAAGUACCUUUUCAUUGUUUAGAAGGAAAGUUUGAAAUAUCUUUCUAUUUUUUUCUAUUUUCUUAAUUAUUCUUCUUGUUCUAGAUCUGCAAAACCAUCCCAACUUGACUAGAGAGCUCAUAUGGACAGAACAUAUAGUCAUUCCUCUUCCUUUGAAAUAAAAAGGUUGGUUUUGGGGAGACGCAGGACUCACUUAACUUGCUGUACUUUGUACUGCCUGGUCAAGAAUCUGUUCUCAUAAACAUGGUCUCUGUUAGAUUCAGACCUCUAAUAUUAAAAAAAAAAUUCACAAUUGCUAUAGUGGUCAAUAAACAAGCUUUGGACAGUCUGUUUGAUUUUUGACUCGGAGAAAGCCAAAUUUUAACUUGUAUUUCCUAAACCUUUGUUUGGUAGCCGUGGUUGCUAAACAUUUAGAAGAUACUUAUGUCUACGGAGCCUGAGUGUUAUCACAGUCUUUGGAGUAAAUGAUUUAAAAAUGUCUUUCCAGGAAAGUUUAUUAUUAAAGCAUUCAAGAGUUAAUCCAUUGAGAAAUAUUCCCCCAGAGUAGAAAAAAGGAGGGUGUACAUCUUAGUUAUCAGCAUAAAAUCUUAAAAUGGUAUGAAGUGAAAGAAAGAACGGAGAAGAAGGUUCAUUUGCUAAUGUAUAACAGUGUUUUAUCUAUAUUCUUCAUCACAGUGUUGAAGUGUUAUUUCUGCUAGUGUUAUAAAAAUGUGUAACUGACUGAUCCUACCAAAUAUAACGUUUUGGGAAGUGUUCGUGUCAGUCUUUUGUGCCAACAGUUUCCUUCUUAUUUAGUGGUAUCUUGUUACCUCAGUCCUGUUUUGGUCGUCUUGAGAAGAUUAUAGCUUGUUUUGAAAAGCCAAACUGGAGUCAGCUCUGAUGCAUGUUGAGGGGGGAAGCUAGGUGAAAGCUUUUCUGAAUCAGGAGGCUCAGGUAAAAGGCCUUUGAAAGCUUCAGAUCAGGAUGUGACUGUCAGAUACUCUCAUUCUCAGUAAAGUUUCAUGUGAACUGUGAUGAUGUAUAAGUGGGCUCAUAGCUUUGUCAGAUUUCAAUGUAGUUUAAUCAUAUUUGUUAACAACUGUAGCUUCUUUGUGCAGAUGCCAUUUUUAUACUAAAAUGUUUUGUGAUACAUUAUAAAUUUGUUAUUUAUAUUAUUUUUAAUAGGCUUUGUUCUUUAGCCUAGUGAUAUAUUUAAUUAUUUUUCUCUUCAUAUUUGUUUUACUUCCUCAGAUAGCAUCUAUAGCAACUGGAAUUGAAAAUCAAUAUAAGAGUUUCAAGCAGUGAAUAGCGUGAAUUACAACUUAACACAAAUUUGUACAUAUUCUUUGAUAUUUUGUUUUUAUUUUAUUGUAAAUUUCCAUUUGUAUCGAAAUCUUAUGAUAGUGAAAAGUAAGGUAAAAUGUUGUGAUGCUUUUCAUGUAUUUUCACAAAAAUUUGCUUAAGCAAUGAAAAUAUUUGUUAAAAUUAUUUUUUCCUCUG